Microthlaspi erraticum is the source of this 336-nucleotide messenger RNA. The record is from the annotation of a GenBank genome assembly. NCBI's taxonomy places the organism in Eukaryota, Viridiplantae, Streptophyta, Magnoliopsida, Brassicales, Brassicaceae.
AUGCAAAAACUCAUACUUGUGCAACAAAAACUGGAAUUCCUUAGCCUGCAAGUCUGCAACACUUUCACCUUCUCUUCAACCUUCUUCUUCGUCUCCACCGGAACCAAACUCUUGCUUCACACAACUCUCAUCAACACCAAAACGAGCAAUGGCUCCAACGAUCAUUCCUUGCAAGACUGUGAUUUCGUUCGUAGACUUCAGUCCACAUUAGUCUCUGAAAAGCAGACUUCUUCGAGUCCUCUCCGAUCUUCUUCUUCUCUUCAACCUUCUUCUUUGUCAAACUCCACCUCUGCUUCACAUAACUCUCAUCAACGCCGAAACCAGCAAUGGCUCUAA